Oryzias latipes (Japanese medaka) is the source of this 1339-nucleotide messenger RNA. NCBI's taxonomy places the organism in Eukaryota, Metazoa, Chordata, Actinopteri, Beloniformes, Adrianichthyidae. The record is from RefSeq and is a predicted model, not a curated record.
CCUCAACUGAAGCCCCGCCCACUUUAAAAAAGUUACGAUAAAUAUCUUUAGUGACAAAUAUAUAACUUUGGAGUUGGUUAAAAAAACACAAUUUUAACACAUGUCACUUAAAUAUAAAAGCAAUCCGUUCUGAUUGUUUACGUUAGGACGCUGUUUACGUCAUGACGUAGACGGACGUCCAUAGCAACCAAACCGGCAGGUUAUUUCACCUUAGCAACCGCAGGAAGCGAAGACCAUGGAAAGAAACGGGACAACGACAUUAAUUCACGAGCAGAUUCAACAGCUACGAGUUUCAAAUGCGAUUCUUCGGGGGGAGAGCGACAUGUUUGAGCGCUUCAUGGAGCGCCGGGAUCCCCAGGAGCUGCUGGAGCCCCAGGAGCAGCAGCAGCCGGAGCUCCAGACUGGAGGAGCGCGGCGUCUGACGGCUGAUGGGAUGCUGACCCUCAGACAAAAACUCCACAUCGCUCAGCAGGAAGUAAAAGAGACGCAACAAGAAAAAGAGAAGCUGAAGCAGAAGUUUGACCGGAUCAUCGACGGCAGGAAGGCCUCCUGGAUGGAAGCAGAUGUACGCCAAGCGGAGAUCAGGAAGUCCAGGAGCCAGUUUGAACGCAACUUAGUCAGCUUCAUGGGGAGCAGCCGGCGGGAAAGGACGGAUGCAGAAAGGCUGGUGUGCUGCAUUCAAGACGGCUCAAAGGUGACCAAACUGGAGACGCUGAACCAGAAGAACGUGGCACUGAGGCUGAAAGUGAAGAACCUUCUGCAGCAGCUAAAGCAGAAGAAGGAGAGACACGAAAAAGCCGACUUGGAGGUUCCUCUUCUGGACCAAGAAGAAGCGGCGGUGAAGACAAACAUCACGGAGAUGAAGAGGAGAUGUCGUCAAGGACAACGGGACAUCUGCUCACACAUGGGGAAGGUGCGGCGCUCGACCGCCGAGUCCUCAGAGCUGGACAGCCUCAUUCUGAAAAGGACCCAGAUGCUGGCGCACUUGGAAGAAAAGACGCAGCACGCCGAGAACGAGCGAUUGAGGGCGGAGGCUCAGCAGCAACGCCUGCGCCGUCAGCUGGAGGAUUUCCAGGUUCCUGAUGUCUCAGAAUACAUGCGGGCCAAGGCCAAACUCAGGAAGCUGCAGGCCGCUGUUCACUCCACCGAUAGGAAGGUCGCAGUCGCAGAGAGGACUCUGAAGACCUGGACCACAGAGUGGAUCAAACCAGGAGACCCCCUGAAGGCCGCAGCAGAUGCCGGACACGACUGUCAGGAAAACCCCAAUGAAGCUCCCAAGAAUCCCUGAACGUCACUUUUAAUAAAAGAAGAGAACAGAAAGAAAAGGAGAAAACAAAAA